CUAGUAAGCCACUUUGGGCGACAGGAACUCGGUGGGAAGCUCGCCGCGCCGCGCCGGCCGAGGCUCAGGGCGAGGUCGGUCUGUAGCUAGGCUUCGGUACAUCGGUAAACAACGUGCAGCUCAGUCGAGAUUCGAGGCGCAAUACAUUUGGAUCGGUUAAUUGCGUUGAACAACACAACUUUACAAGCAUCGUUGCCUUAAUUUGACAUUUGGAAGUAAUAAUUUUUAUUUUCAUCAUGUCUGCGCCCCUUCACGAUGCAUUGCAGCAGCUCUCGUGGUUACUAGGGACAUGGGAGUCCGAGACAGCAAAAGGAUUCUUUCCAACAAUCAAACCAUUUGAGUACAAAGAAACCUUGGAGUUCACUCAUGUUGGACAACCAGUACUGAAUUUUAGAUUCAGUUCCUUUACUCCUGAUAAUGUUCCAAAGCACCGAGACAGUGGUUUCUUAAGAGUGAAAAUGGGAACCAAUCAGGUUGCUUUUAUUUCCGCUCAAAAUGUUGGUAUUGUAGAGAUAGAGGAAGGUAGCGUAAAUGGAAAUGAACUUCAGCUUGAAUCUACCGGUAUCCUUCAUGCAUCCUUUGCCUCUUUACCCCAUACAACAAAGAUUGCAAGGACGUUCAAACUAAUCGAUCCGUCUACUUUGGAACAGACUGUUUCUAUGGCAACAACUACCACUCCAGAAAUGAAACCACAUUUGAGUGUUCGAUACAAAAAAAUUUCAAGCAAUCUUUGAGUUCAGAGAGAAACAUCUGCUUAUUAGCUUUUAAGAAACUAGUAAGAGUACAUAUAUGUAAUUCAAAGAUUAUAAUAUGCUUGUAUGAAG
Lytechinus variegatus (green sea urchin) is the source of this 824-nucleotide messenger RNA. Its product is annotated as peroxynitrite isomerase THAP4-like. The record is from RefSeq and is a predicted model, not a curated record. The coding region runs from base 237 to 734 and encodes 165 amino acids. The transcript has 5 exons. NCBI's taxonomy places the organism in Eukaryota, Metazoa, Echinodermata, Echinoidea, Temnopleuroida, Toxopneustidae.